AUGCAGGCGGCCGCGCCGGCGCCGCGCCACCGCGUGUACACGGCCGUCGAGCCCCGGUGCGAGUGGGCGCGCACGGCCGACGCCGACACCCUCGCCGUCGACGUCUCCGGGUUCAUGAAGGAGGAGCUGAGGGUGCUCUACAACACGAGCCGGAAGCUCAAGGUGGCCGGCGAGCGACCAGUCGGCGACGGCGUCGGAGCGCGAUGGGCGCGGUUCCUCAAGUCGUUCCCGGUGCCGAAGAGCGUCCGCACCGGCGGCAUCAGGGCCGUGAUGGACAAGGAGCAGGCCGUGCUCUACGUCAUCCUGCCCAAGGGGUCACCACCACCACCACCACCAGGACCUCCACCGCCGCCGCCACCCCCGUCAUCCAUGGCCGCGCAGAAGGAGCAACCGCAGCCUGGAGGCGCUCUGCCCCAUGGAGAGCGGAAAGGCGACGGCUCGUCGGGCAGCAGCAGCAGCAAUGGCAGCUUCUGGAGCGCCCAAGAGGACGCGGAGAAGAACAGGGCUGAAGAGAAGAACACGGCACCUCAGGAGACCAGGAUUCAGAUACAGGCGGAGGAGGAGAUUGCCACACCAGAUGCCCCAAGAAACGACGGUGGUGAUGGUGACAAGAGGUGGUGGGAGAAGCUCACGCCUCUGCACGUUGUUGGCUUCAUUGUAAUCGUCCUCGCCGUGGUAGGAAUUGGUGCCCUGUAUGCAACGCUGCUGCUCUGA
This is a messenger RNA of Triticum turgidum subsp. durum (durum wheat), 714 nucleotides long. The record is from the annotation of a GenBank genome assembly. NCBI's taxonomy places the organism in Eukaryota, Viridiplantae, Streptophyta, Magnoliopsida, Poales, Poaceae.